Messenger RNA from Rhododendron vialii, 1540 nucleotides. RefSeq lists its product as uncharacterized. Gene Ontology annotation, cellular component: chloroplast. Lineage: Eukaryota; Viridiplantae; Streptophyta; Magnoliopsida; Ericales; Ericaceae. The record is from RefSeq and is a predicted model, not a curated record. The coding region runs from base 63 to 1361 and encodes 432 amino acids. The transcript has 4 exons.
CAACUACUACAAUUUGUCGUCAAUUUUGGAGUGUGGAAAGCACAGACGUCAUCGUUCUAUAUAUGCGUGUAUGUAUAUACCUCAAUAGUGAGUCAAUAUUAUCGCCUCCCCAUUUCAUUCUUUUAUUCUCUCUCUCUCUCUCUCUCUCUCUCUCUCAAGAAGAUCUGCAUUGUUUUCGCUUACCUAAUCGCCAUUCACGCGUUGUAUUCACCCUCUGCGGCGAAAUCCGAAGGUUUUCCUGCUUGCACGAAAUGGACUUUUUCUUCAGGGCUAUGAAUGAGCAGUCUCAACCUUCUCAUGAGGACAUUAUUAGGUGCCCAUUUCUGAGGAACAUUAAUGAGCAUACCAAUUUCUCCUUCUCCUCAUCGAUUGCCAUCCCAGUGCCUAUUCAAAGAGCUAAAGGUCCAAUUUUUGAGGAUGGUGCCAAUUUUGAAAUGGCAUUCAGUCUUUUCCAUGGGCAAAAUGGUGUCGUCCCUCUCUCUGGAAGAUCAUUUGUGCAUUCUAAGAAGUUGGAGUCUGAACGCGCACCCCCUCAGUUCAACCCUCUAGCAGCAAAGGCAGCUACGAUUAGCCUCUCAGGUUUUGGACCAUUCUUUGGUGGAUUCUCUGGGAAAUGGAGGAGGAAUCAGCAUAGAGAAUCUAAGUCAUCAAAUAAAGGAAAUUCUUCCCAGGGAGGAGACCCGAAGCACGAAUCAAUGAGCGACGACUGGUUACAAAAUGGUGACUGCCCAAUCGCCAGGUCAUACCGUGCAGUGAGCCAUAUCCUUCCAAUUGUGGCAAAGGCUCUUAAGCCACCACCUGGCUUGAAACUCAAGUGCCCCCAAGCGAUCAUUGCAGCCAGGGCAGCUCUUUCGCAAACUGCCUUUGCAAAGACACUCCGACCGCAACCACUUCCUGCCAAGAUCCUAGCAAUUGGAGUAUUGGGUAUGGCGGCAAACGUUCCUCUGGGAGUUUGGCGGGAACACACAGAGAAAUUCUCACCAUCAUGGUUCGCUGCUGUCCACGCGGCGGUUCCCUUCAUUGCAAUGCUUAGAAAAUCUGUUUUGAUGCCGAAGACGGCCAUGGCGUUUACCAUUGCAGCUUCUGUGUUGGGUCAAGUUAUUGGAUCAAGGGCUGAGCGAUAUCGGUUGAAGGCGGUUGCUGAAAGAAAAUUGGCUGUGGCAGAAAAAUCUGUUAUUUGUUCUAAUAAUCAGUUUGAACUUUUUGGGGCUAAAUUGGCUCUGGCAGAAAAUUCAAUUAGUUCUGACAAUCAGUUUCCGGUUCUUGGGGCUAGGGGUGGACAUUGCGGCGAGAUUGUUGAGUGGAACGCGGUUUCUCUGAAGGUUGCGGCACCUGCUUUGUCUACUGAUGUUUGCUGCUAACCAUCUUUUAGAUGUAUUUGAUGUUUGUACCACGUUGAAUUCUGCAAAAACAACUGUUUGGGUUGUGUAUUUCUUUGUUUCUUGUUGUUUCUUUUCUGUUUGUUUCCAUUUCUCCAUUCGGAAGACCUGGUAUUGUGAAUUGAGGAAUAAAGCACGGAGGGAUGAGGCUAUUCUUUCAA